Molecule: messenger RNA, 3960 nt
Organism: Amaranthus tricolor (Joseph's coat)
Lineage: Eukaryota; Viridiplantae; Streptophyta; Magnoliopsida; Caryophyllales; Amaranthaceae
Product: PH, RCC1 and FYVE domains-containing protein 1-like
Exons: 9
Coding region: 483-3926 (1147 amino acids)
Molecular function (GO): metal ion binding
Source: RefSeq, a predicted model, not a curated record
AGAUAAAAAGGGGAACAAAUAGUCCACAUAGCACAAAAAAGACCUCAAAAGAACUUGAAAUAGAAUAACAAAAAAACUCUUUUUCCCAUUAUUGUGUGUCGUUUAAUCAAGUUAGUCGAUCAUUAAGGUUGUGGAAGUGAAGAAACAGAGCCAUGCAUGCCCGCUAAAGUCGGUUAAGCUACAAAUAUUUAUACAUAAUCUCUCUCCUUUUAUUCAUUUUUUUUUAUUUUAUCAUCAAUAAUCUGCUAUAAAAUAAAAUUAAUCUAAUUCCAUUUUUCAUGCAUUAAAUUUUUUUUUAGAAUAUUUUCCAGUCUGAUCUCUGAAUAAUCCAGAUUAAUUCAAUAUUUAUUGAUUAAAAUAUAUUAAUGAGAGGGGGAAAAGACGGAAAAAAACAUCUAUGAAGAUAAAAACAGGAAAUUUGCAGAUGCAGUUAGCAAACGAGAAAAAGGGUGCUUCUUUUUCCAAGAAAUUGUUCAGAUGGAAUGGCAGAUCAUGUUAGUUAUGGCCAUUAUGACCGUGAUAUUGACCAAGCACUCAUUUCUCUGAAGAAAGGUACUCACUUGAUCAAGUACAGUAGAAAAGGGAAGCCCAAGUUUUGCCCAUUCCGACUUUCAGCGGACGAGAUAAAUCUAAUUUGGUUAUCACGUGGAGAAGAAAGAAAUUUGAAGCUAUCUUUGGUCGAGAAAAUCAUCCCCGGACAAAGAACGGCUGUAUUUCGUCGAUAUUUACGCCCUGAAAAGGAUUACUUGUCUUUUUCACUUAUAUAUAAUAAUGGUGAAAGAUCUCUAGACCUGAUUUGUAAAGAUAAAGCAGAAACAGAAGUUUGGCUUGCGGGACUUAAGGCUUUAAUUGGCAAACGAAAUAGACGCAUAGGAAGUGAGAUAUCUGAUUUUAGUGAUGGCGAAUAUUUUCAAAGUGCCCGUUCAUCUGGUGCAACAUUAGAUUUCACUUCAAGUAUACGUGGUAGAACAUCUGUAGAUUGGAGUAGUUUGACAUCAGAUGUUGGGUCUGAGCAGGCAAAUAUGCAACCAAGAGGUAGCUCAGUAGACGCUUUUCGACUUAGUACAGAUGGUUUUCGACUUAGUGUGUCAAGUACUCCAAGUUGUUCAAGUCAAGGUUCAGCCGGACCAGAUGACAUUGAAUCAUUAGGAGAUGUUUACGUCUGGGGGGAACUUUGGUCUGAAGGAGGUGUAGCAGAUGGAUUUGGAAACCCACAGUCAACAAAGAUUGAUGUAUUAACUCCGAAACCUUUAGAGUCUAAUGUAGUUCUUGAUGUACAUCAAAUAGCUUGUGGGGUUCGUCAUGUUGCCCUCGUAACUAGGCAAGGUGAGGUUUUCAGUUGGGGGGAAGAAUCUGGAGGCAGACUUGGUCAUGGAAUCGAAAGAGAUUUCACUCGACCACGCCUUGUUGAAUUUCUUGCUCUCACGAACGUGGAUUUUGUUGCUUGUGGUGAAUACCAUUCAUGUGCGGUGUCAACUUCCGGUGAUUUAUUUACUUGGGGGGAUGGUGUUCAUCAUUCUGGCGUUCUUGGACAUGGAACUGAUGCUAGUCAUUGGAUUCCAAAACGAGUUUCGGGUGCUUUAGAAGGUCUUCAGAUAGUUUCGAUUGCUUGUGGCACUUGGCAUUCAGCAUUGACAACUUCAAACGGAAAACUAUUCACAUUUGGUGAUGGAACUUUCGGUGUUCUAGGCCAUGGUGAUCAAGAAAGUGUUCCUUAUCCAAAAGAAGUUCAACAAUUGAGUGGCUUAAAAACAAUCAAGGUGGCAUGUGGAGUUUGGCAUACGGCAGCUAUUGUGGAGGUUGUGAGCCCGUCAACUUCUGGUAGCAGCAUUUCUUCUCGAAAGCUCUUCACUUGGGGCGAUGGUGAUAAAUAUCGUUUAGGUCAUAAAAAUAAAGAUGCAUAUCUUUCUCCAACAUGCGUAUCCGCACUUAUUGAUUACAAUUUUCACCAAAUAGCAUGCGGACAUAAUUUUACAGUUGCUCUCACAACAUCAGGCCAUGUAUUUACCAUGGGCAAUUCAUCGUAUGGACAACUCGGAAAUCCAUCUGCUGACGGGAAAGCACCUUGUUUGGUUCAGGAUAAAUUAGUAGGUGAGUAUGUAGAAGAAAUUUCAUGUGGUGCACAUCAUGCCGCUGUCCUUACUUCAAGAAGUGAGGUAUAUACAUGGGGAAAAGGCGCAAAUGGAAGACUUGGGCAUGGCGAUGCAGAAGACCGCAAGAGUCCAACCUUAGUAGAGGCUUUAAAAGAUAGGCUAGUGAAAAGUGUAGCCUGUGGUUCAAAUUUCACUGCUGUAAUAUGCAUCCACAAAUGGGUUUCAGGUGCUGAUCAAUCUAUAUGCUCAGGAUGUCGACAAGCAUUUGGUUUUACACGAAAAAGGCAUAAUUGUUAUAACUGCGGUUUAGUGCAUUGUCAUGCAUGUAGUUCUAAAAAAGCUAUUAGAGCAGCUCUUGCGCCUACUCCAAGUAAACCACAUCGUGUUUGUGAUGCUUGUUACAAUAAACUUAAGGCUACAGCCGUUGGAAAUGCGUCUGUUUUCAGCAAGAGACCUACUGCUGCUCCUCGUCGUGCAACGGAUAGCACAAGAAUCGACAAGACUGAAACACCAUCUUCUAAGCUUUUGUUAACCCCUACGACAGAACCAGUUAAGUACCUUGAAGUUAAGAGUCAAAGAUAUGGGGGGAAACUAGAAUCUUUCUCUAUGGUUCGAGCAUCACAAGUGCCUGCAUUUCAACAAUUGAAAGAUGUUUCAUUUCCGAGCUCUAUAAAUGCUCUACAAACUGCUUUGAGACCAGCUACACCUCCUCCGGCUCCUCCGAUUCCUAACAGCACACCAACUCGACUAUCCACACCAUAUGCCAGAAGGCCUAGUCCUCCUCGCUCUGGAACUCCUGUUGUGUCUAGAGGUAUUGUUGAUAGUCUUAAGAAGUCCAAUGAAGUUCUAAGCCAAGAAGUAGCAAAACUUCACAACAAUCUUAAAAAUCUGAAGCAAAAGUGUGACUUCCAAGAAGAGGAGAUUCAAAAGUUGCAGAAUAAUGCUAGAGAAGCUUCCAUGCUUGCUGCAGAGCAAUCUUUAAGCUGCAAAGAUGCAAAGGAAGUAGUUAAUUCCUUCAUCGUUCAGCUGAAGGAGAUGGUGGACAAAUUUCCAAGUGAAGUGAGUCAAAGUGACAAUCUCAAGGCCAUGCACACCCAAAUUUUAGCAUUAAUAGAAGCUAAUGAAAAUGAAGCAUCCAAUCCUCAAACUUCCUCAGCAGUAGAAGAAUCACAAGAUCAUCAGAAUCUACAGAGUAGUGAAAACAAUGAAGCCCAUGAUGAAACUUGUACUAGAGGUCAUAAGAUCAUAUCUCUAGACUCAAGUGUAUUAGGUGACCUAUCAGCAUCUUCUGAAAAUAUGAUAGAUGAUUCCACUAAUCAAACACCUUCAUCAUCUUACACAACAACAUCAGAACCAGAUGCUAAGCAUAAUGUACAAGAUAAUUGUGUUCAGGAAUCUCAAGAACAAUCAAAUGACAUAGAUUCUUCAACUAACCAAAGCUUAGAAGAGAAUUCACAAGCCCAUGAAUCUAAUCCAUCAUCCUCACUUCAUAUUGAGACAAGAAGUAAUGAAGGAGACGAAAUCGGAACAUCGUCGAGGCCAUCUCAAACUUCAUCAAGGGGUGAUGGAUCAAGACAGAGUAUUGAACAAUUUGAAUGUGGAGUUUAUGUAUCUUUCAUUCAACUUCGCAACGGUAAUAAAAUCUUCAAACGAGUUAGAUUCAGUAAACGAAGAUUUUAUGAGACACAUUUAGCUGAGGAAUGGUGGAAACAAAAUAGAGAAAGGUUGCUACGAAAGUACGUUCUUCUAUCAUCAAAUAACGCACAUACAUCAUCUCCCCGACAUAUUCAACCUUGUCAAGUAGAAGGGGAAAGCAGUGCUAAUCAACAAUGAAUAUUAAUCAAUGAUGCACCAAUUUCUGAUGCUU